Molecule: messenger RNA, 492 nt
Organism: Heterocephalus glaber (naked mole-rat)
Lineage: Eukaryota; Metazoa; Chordata; Mammalia; Rodentia; Bathyergidae
Source: RefSeq, a predicted model, not a curated record
CGGCGAGGCCGGCGGGGCAGGAAGCUGGGACGGCGGCGGCGGCGGCGGCGGCGGCGGCGGCGGUGGGGCCGAGGCUGAGGGGUCUCGGAGCGCCAUGGGCCGUCUGCACUGCACGCAGGACUCGGUGCCCGAAGCCGUGGGCGGCGACAUGCAGCAGCUGAACCAGCUGGGCGCGCAGCAGUUCUCAGCUCUGACAGAAGUACUGUUCCAGUUCCUAAAAGAGCCCAAGGAGGUGGAGAGGUUUCUGACUCAGCUCUCUGAAUUUGCCACCGCUAAUCAGAUCAGUCUUGGCCCCCUUAAAAGCAUCAUGAAAAGCCUCCUUCUGGUUCCAAAUGGUGCCUUGAAGAAGAGUCUCACGGCCAAGCAGGUCCAGGAAGAUUUCAUAACUCUGGGUCUUAGUGAGGAGAAAGCCACUUACUUUUCUGAAAAGGUAUAAUUCCUCUUAAUCAAGGUUAAGAUCCUUGUCUUUUAUUUCACAAAAAGAAAAAAAUG